CCGGUAAAAUUGCUACGGAUGCUGCCUUGGACCCCAAUGUUUACAGCAAAAUCUAUCACGGAUUAAAAGAAGGAGCCAAAACCGGAGCCAAGUUUGCCUUAGAAACUGGGGUAAAAUUAAUGACUUCACCUAAACAGGCUUUACACACUGCUAUCGGAUUAGCCGAACGAGCCGUUAGUUCAAUACCCUUAAUUGGCAAUGCCCUCAGUUUUGGAUUGGGAACCGCCAAAGACGCUUUAUUAGAUGCCAAACUAGAAACUUUAAGUAAAAAUAUUGAAGGACUAAAAGAUGGCUUAGAAAACUUGGCUAAUUCUACUGCCCAAGCCUUAGAUGGCUUACGAGGUGAAAUGGAACAAGCCCUCGGAGAAUUAGGAGCCCGCCAAGACCAAUUAGAACAAUUCACCAAAGCUUUCCAAGCCGAGCAAGAAAAAGUUAAUCAGCAAGUUCAAAAAAAUAUUGAAAGCAUUAAUGAAACUCUCAAAGAACACGACAAAAAAAUUCGCGAUAAUGCCGAAAAAAUAUUUAAAGAACAAAUUAAAUUAGAAGAUGUUCGCAGCGAACUCAAAGACCAAAUUCGCGUUACCAACACCAAUAUCGAAAACUUACGCAAAGAACAAGAAGAAACUAAACAUGACUUCGAAAAAUAUAAACACCAAAUUAAUGAGAAAACAGCCAAAACCGAGCAAGCCUUCGAAGACCUCCAAGCCGACUAUACUCGUCGCAAUAAAAUCUUAGAAACCCAAAUUCACGAUAAUGAGGAAGUUUUAAGUGAUUUACAAGAAGAUUUAAGCAAUGUCAAUUAUCAACAAAAAAAACUAAGUUUAGAACACCAAGAAUUUGCGGAAACUUUGGAAGAACAAGUUAAUUUAUCUUAUGAACAAAAAAGACGAUUAGAUUUAGUAGUCAACGAAAUAGACGAAAUUCACGAAGAAUUUAAUGCUAGGAUACAACGACUUACUCAAUCCCAACUAGAACAAGAUGAAAAAAUUGACGAAGCAGUCUUUGCCGCUAACCAAGCCACCCGUAAAGUGGAUGAAAUAGCCGAUAAACUAGAAAAACAUAACAAAAAAGUUGAUAAAUUACAAGAACAAAUUGAGAAGAACAAGCAAGAUACUCAACAAGCCAAAGUCGAAGCCCAACGGGCUAAUGAAAGAAUUGACCAUCUCUUAAAGACUCAACAAUUACUUGAUUACUCCGCCGAACAGCAAAAGUUAGACCAAAUUCAGAAAACUCUGGAAUUAAAAGCCGAAGAGGCUCAAUUAUUAGCCAGUUUAGAGUUAUUAAAAAAAACCCAAAAACUAAUUACUCAGCCAGCCGAAAGAGAGUGA
Messenger RNA from Paraglomus brasilianum, 1328 nucleotides. Lineage: Eukaryota; Fungi; Glomeromycota; Glomeromycetes; Paraglomerales; Paraglomeraceae. The record is from the annotation of a GenBank genome assembly.